This is a messenger RNA of Puma concolor (puma), 1491 nucleotides long. It is a transcript of the gene NFKBIE, whose product is annotated as NFKB inhibitor epsilon. Gene Ontology annotation, molecular function: NF-kappaB binding. Gene Ontology annotation, biological process: cellular response to tumor necrosis factor. Lineage: Eukaryota; Metazoa; Chordata; Mammalia; Carnivora; Felidae. Gene Ontology annotation, cellular component: cytosol. The record is from RefSeq and is a predicted model, not a curated record.
AUGGCGUCUCACUGCCUCAUGUUCAACACAUCCUCUCCACUCUGGUCCUCCACGGGGAGGAAGAGCAGAGGGGCGGGGCGAGAGAGCGCGUCCGACUGGGCUGUCCAGCUGCUCUGAGUAGCCGCUGCCUGGAACCCGCCAGCGCUCCGAGCCUCGCCCGCGCUUCUCGCCGACCCCUCGGGCCCCCGCAGCCCGGGAAGAACGCCACUCCGGGCCGGGCGCCAGCUCCGCAAGGCGGACCUGCAACCCGGAAAGGCGGCGCGGCGGAGCCCGGAGCCGGAUCCUGCUCGGACCUGGCCCCCGUGGGCCGGCACCGCGGGCAUGUCGGAGGCGCGCAAGGGGCCGGACGAGACGGAUGAGAGCCAGUACGACUCGGGCAUCGAGUCUCUGCGUUCUCUGCGCUCCCUGCCCGAGCCCACCCCGGCCCCGGCCUCCGGACCUUCGGACAGUGGCGGCCCCCAGCCUUGGACCCAUCCUCCGGGAACAGCCAAGGAGCCACAGGAGAAGGAAGAUACAGAUGGGGAGCGAGCUGACUCCACCUAUGGCUCCUCGUCGCUCACUGAGCCCCUGCCCUUGUUGGGAGGCACGGAGACCGAGGACCCAGCCCCACGCUCUCCGCUCCCCGCAGCGGGAGCGCUGAGCCCUCAGCAGCUGGAAGCACUCACUUACAUCUCGGAGGAUGGAGACACGCUGGUCCACUUGGCGGUGAUUCACGAGGCCCCAGCCGUGCUGCUCUGUUGCCUGGCUUUGCUGCCCCAGGAGGUCCUGGACAUUCAGAACAACCUUUACCAGACAGCACUCCAUCUGGCUGUACAUCUGGACCAGCCGGGUGCAGUUCGGGCCCUGGUGCUGAAGGGGGCCAGUCGGGUGCUACAGGAUAGACACGGUGACACGGCCCUGCAUGUGGCCUGCCAGCGCCAGCACUUGGCCUGUGCCCGCUGCCUGUUGGAGGGGCGGCCAGAGCCGGGCCGAGGACCACCUCACUCCCUGGACCUCCAGCUGCAAAACUGGCAAGGUCUGGCCUGUCUCCACAUCGCCACCCUGCAGAGGAACCGGCCACUCAUGGAACUGCUGCUGCAGAACGGAGCUGACAUUGACACACAGGAGGGCACCAGUGGGAAAACAGCCCUGCACCUGGCUGUGGAGACCCAGGAGCGGGGUCUGGUGCAGUUCCUGCUCCAGGCUGGCGCACGCGUAGACGCCCGCAUGCUCAAUGGGUGCACACCCCUGCACCUUGCGGCAGGUCGGGGCCUCAGCAGCAUCUCAUCCACUCUGUGCGAGGCAGGUGCCGACUCCCUGCUGCGGAACGUGGAAGACGAGACUCCCCAGGACCUGGCUGAGGAUCCCUUGGCUCUUUUGCCCUUUGAUGACCUGAAGAUCUCUGGGAAGCCACUGUGCUUGACUGAAGCCAGGGCAGAGUCUGGGGCCCCGGAGACUCCACCUCUUCACAUCCGGAAGCCGGAGCUACAGCUGCUGAAGUCUGGGCCCUGA